Pyrenophora tritici-repentis Pt-1C-BFP is the source of this 1228-nucleotide messenger RNA. RefSeq names its product Pnp, Purine nucleoside phosphorylase. NCBI's taxonomy places the organism in Eukaryota, Fungi, Ascomycota, Dothideomycetes, Pleosporales, Pleosporaceae. Gene Ontology annotation, cellular component: cytoplasm. The record is from RefSeq and is a predicted model, not a curated record. Gene Ontology annotation, biological process: nucleoside metabolic process. Gene Ontology annotation, molecular function: purine-nucleoside phosphorylase activity.
GCUUUUGUCUGAUUGAAAAGUCACAUGUGGUGGUGUCGUUUGUAGCUAUCUAACUGCCUCCACCUAUCUAUCUAACACCAAACCAAACCAUCUUCUAACAUCCCCACGUCCACACUUUCCCACCCCAUUUCCCAAACAUCUACCAAAAUGCAAGACCCCCUCGCCUCCCCCAACGCCUACGCCCGCGCAACAGCAACAGCAGCAUACAUCCGCUCGCAACUCCCCCCCGCACUGCAAAACCCACGCGUAGGCAUCGUAUGCGGCUCUGGUCUAGGCGGCCUCGCCGACACAAUCGAGGCUGAGCCAAAAGUCGAAUUGGCAUAUGGCACGAUACUGAACUUCCCCCAGAGUACAGUCGUGGGACAUGCGGGCAAGUUUGUGUUUGGGCAGAUUGGGCCCCAGAAGACGCCUGUAGCGCUGCUUGUAGGACGAGCACAUUUCUAUGAAGGACACACGAUGGACUUGGUCACGUUCGCUACCCGCGUGUGCAAGAUACUCGGCAUUGAGACCAUGAUCGUCACAAACGCAGCUGGUGGUCUCAACCAGACUUACCACGUGGGAGACAUAGUUUGCCUGAACGAUCACUUGAACAUUGCCGGUCUCGUUGGUAUGCAUCCUCUGCGUGGCCCCAAUAUCGAGGAGUUUGGCACACGUUUCCCGCCUCUAUCGGAUGCGUAUGACCUGGAUCUCAGGAGACGUACUCACAAGGCGUGGAAGAAGCUGGGCCUCGACCAGCAGAAGCGGAAGUUACACGAGGGCGUGUAUGCGUUUGUUGGUGGACCAACCUACGAGACUCGUGUAGAGUGCCGAAUGCUAAACAUGCUUGGGGCUGACGUCGUGGGCAUGUCGACUGUACCUGAAAUCAUCGUCGCACGACACGCUGGCAUGCGUGUUCUUGCUUUCAGUCUGGUGACAAAUGUCGCUGUAUUGGAUGCAGGCGCUCGUGGAGACGAUGCAGAGAUCCAAACGAUGAACAGGAGAGAACUGACUGAGCACAUGAGCAAAGGCAAGGCGAACCAUGAGGAGGUCUUGGAGGCAGGACGAGAGGCAGCCAAGGAUAUGCAGGCGUUGGUCAAGCAGAUCCUGUCUGAUCUUCAGGACGAAUAGGCGUGGUUCCGACCAAAUGGUUGACAGCAACAGCUGGAGCGACCAUGGUCCGAGAGUAGUCUGGGCUGAUAGAGCACCAUAGCACAACGAAUACAGACUAAAACAGACUGCAUCAUCGAAA